AUGACCAACGCUACUAUUCAGGAGAUAGAGGGUAUUGAUGACUACUGGGGGCCAGCUUUUCGAUCGGUAUACGAAGGUGAAGGUCAUGAAGCAUUUGUGCAGCAGCUCGAUGAGAGGAUCAAACAGCAUGACAAAGAAAUAGAAAAAUUAUGCAAUUUUCACUACCAGGGAUUCAUUGAUUCAAUCCGUGAGCUGCUUCAAGUGCGCUCACAUGCUGAGGAGUUGCAUGCAGAAAUAUCCAAUGUUGAUGCCAAUGUUAAGGAGGCCACAGAAAGUUUGUGUGCUGGCGCUGAUGAGUUAAUAAGAGCACGACGUGUAGAACUAAACAUAGCUGCCACAAUUGAAAAGAUGGAACUUUGCUUGCCAUUACUCACCACCUAUUCAAAGUUGAAAUCUCAAGUGGAGGCUAAGAGGUACUAUCCUGCUCUGAAGACUCUGGAGCAAUUGGAACACGUGCUUCUUCCACGUGUGGGCCCUUAUAAGUGGUGUUCACAGAUAUCAGCAGACAUACCACGAUUACGACAAUCCAUACAAGACGCUUCUAUGGCUGACUUGAGAGGCUUCCUAGAGAACAUACGGAAACUUAGCCCUCAGGUUGGCGCAAUGGCGUUGAAACAAACUCAAGACAUGUUAGGCAGAAGUCUAGCCUCCAUUGUAAAAAAUAAAAAAGAUAUGGCAGUGUUGGGUAUAGCUGGACGGGAGAACGCGGGCCCACAAUGUCCACAUGAACUGGUGGACUUCAGUCCUCUUCAUCGUUGCUUACACAUACAUAGUGUAUUAGGAGCCAAGAAUGACUUCAUACAGUACUACAGAGCACAGCGAAAACAGCAGGCUCGCUUAGUUCUAAUACCUUCGGGCAACUUGCACGACUCAAUACAGAGUGUGAAGAACUAUUUAAACGCUGUAUUGGGUUUUUUUAUAUUGGAGGAAUAUUUACUAAGUGCUGGAGCAGGUCUGGUGUCCAAAGAUUGGUUAUUGGAUACGUGGAGUAUGGCCAUCACUAAAGUAGCUUCUACGUUGAGGACUAAUACAUCACUCAUCACUGAUCCAACUCUUAUGUUGAGUAUCAAACAUCAGAUCGUGUUGUUUAUAAACACGCUCAAGUGUUACGGCUUGCCUGCAGAUCCCUUGCCUUUGUUAUUGCAAGAGAUGGCGGAGCAUUACACGGAAGUUCUUAUGCAAAGAUGGGUGGUCGUCUUUAGGGAUAUCCUUGAUAACGCGCCAUUCUUACCUAUCGAGGUUGAAAACCAAGAGCAAUAUGAUGGAGUCAUGGAUACGUUCCCUUACGAUGGUGAAGAGUUGGAAACGCAACCGUAUCCUAGAAAAUUUCCGUUUUCGUCGAUAGUGCCCGCUGUAUACGUGCAAGUGAAGGAGUUUAUAUACGCCUGGUUGAAAUAUUCAGCGGGACUUGGACUCGGCGGCAGUAGACGUGCCGCUGCCGCUAGACAUUCAGCAUCAUUACUACUGAGCAGGUCUUUCACUGGUUGCUUGUCUGCACUAUUCCGACGACCUCUGCCUCUCAUGCAAUUAACUCAGAUAAUUGUGGAUACGAAAUAUUUGGAAGAUGCCACAUUAUACUUGUACGAGUUCAUCAGCAAUAUAACUGGAUCUGAGUUGGUUACUACACAAGCUGCAGGUAGCAUGUUCCAAGCGGCAAGAGAUGACGCCGAACAACAAAUUUGCGACAAACUAGAAAAGAAGGUUGACGAAUUUUUGGAUUUGGAGAACUAUGAUUGGUUAUUGGUGGAACCAACGGGUCAAGCAUCUUCUUUUGUCGCUGACAUGCUGAGCUAUCUUUCUGGAGUGUUGACAUCAUUAGAACAAUUGCCUGAGAGAGCUCGAGUGGCAGCAGUCCGUGCUGCUACUAAUCGUAUAGCGACUCGUCUCCGCAACUUGCUGCUGGAUCCGGCCGUGAAGCAGAUCUCGUCCGGUGCAUUACACCAGUUGGACCUGGACGUGAUACAGUGUGAACAGUUCGCAGCUGGAGAACCUGUGCCAGGUCUAAAGGAGGGGGAGUUGCUGGAACACUUCGCCAGUUUAAGACAACUACUAGAUCUGGUUAACGGUUGGGAAUGGUCUUCGUAUCUCCACGAUAUCGGCAAAGAAGGUGGCAAGUAUGCAUUAGUGACGCCACGUGAUGCUGCCACACUAUUAGAGAAACUAAAGGAGGCGGAACAAAAGUCUUCUGUCUUCACUGUCCUCAAGAAGAACGAAAGAGACAGAAAGAAGUUGCUCGACACCGUCUUGAAGCAGUUGAAACAACUGCAGAGUCAAGAUGGCUCGUGA
This is a messenger RNA of Diatraea saccharalis (sugarcane borer), 2286 nucleotides long. NCBI's taxonomy places the organism in Eukaryota, Metazoa, Arthropoda, Insecta, Lepidoptera, Crambidae. The record is from the annotation of a GenBank genome assembly.